Messenger RNA from Notechis scutatus (mainland tiger snake), 5010 nucleotides. RefSeq names its product centromere protein L (gene CENPL). The record is from RefSeq and is a predicted model, not a curated record. NCBI's taxonomy places the organism in Eukaryota, Metazoa, Chordata, Lepidosauria, Squamata, Elapidae.
CCUCGGUUUUAAGUGUUGCUGGCUUCUUUUUCUCUCAAAGAUUAGGGAGCGAUGUCUUCCCGGCGGUUGUCGACGUCCCGCGACCGCCGAAGGGAUGCUACCGGUAGCACUUCUAAUUAUAGGAGAAUGAAAACUGUUGGAAGAACAAUUACAAACUAUGAAGCAAACCUUACAAAUACUGCCUGUCUUUCAAGAGGUGUGCUAUCCAUCAAGGAAAGAAAGUUAUUUGGUCAGACUCCAGCUAAGAUAAAGAUUUCACAGGAUCCAGAUCUUCAGGAGGAAGCUAGUUAUCAGAUACAAUUCAUUUUAACUAAGCAGUGGACCUUAUACAGCGUCACUCCUCUGCAUAAAUUCUCUUAUGGAAAAUUGUGGGAAUAUUCUAAACAACUAAGUAAUGUUAUUACUGCACAAAAGGAGAAGAGAUUCAUACUGGAUGGUGAAACUGAUUUAAUGUUUCAAGCGACGUUUUCUUCAUUUUCUGUUUUGAAAACCAAAGGAAAAAAACAAACAGCAGUUCUUAUUAAGAUUAUGCAGAAACCUCUAAUGGUAGAUGAUGAUGAUGAAGAAGAAGAAAACAAGGUGGUAUGGAUGGGUUGUCUCUGUUAUGCUUGUACAAGUGAUUUUGUUGAGACUCUCCCAGAGGAUUUUACUUGUUUGCCUUUAUUCCUUGUACACGGUGCGCAGGGUUUCUCAAAUAUUGUUGAAACUUGGCUUCAGCAAACUUUUGAUUGUUAUUUCAGCCCAUUACACAUCAAUCCUAUCCAUCUUGCAUGGAUGGCUGCAAUAUGGUCUGGAUGCAGUGUGGACCAUCGCACGCAUUCAACAGAACUGACUUUCUCUGUGCCACGUCUACCUUAUCCUUUGGAUAUUUCUUAUGCUAUCCAUUCUGAAGAUGCAAAAGCUCUCUGGGAUUCAAUACACAGUAUCCAGGGAGAAGUGAAACAGGAAGAAGUGGAAUUAUUCAUGAACUCCCUUUACAAGCACUUCCAUAGGCACUUCAAGAUACAUUUAUCAUCUACACAACUAGUGAAAGUUUCUACAUCUGUAGCCUCUGUUCAUUCAUUGGGAAAAAUAAAGAUUCACCAUACCCAAUAUCUGAUGGGAGUCCUGUCACUGCUCACAGAACUGGCACUUUCAAAAAUAAUGUGACAAGUAUUUACUGUGUUAUAUCUCAUAAAGUUAAUUACAGAAAAUUAUUUAGUAUAGCAGAUUGUAGAAUUGUUUUUGUCUACUCUGCUCUUGUUGUACUUAAAUAGAAGGUAGGUUAAAUGUGUUGUAUAUAGUAUUAAGAGCUAUAUAGUUACAUUUUUUCAUAUUUAUAUGGAUUAUUAAAAGAAAUAUAUUACUCAAAAGUACAGUAUAAUGUUUACAACUGUCUACAUAUUGAACUUUUGCUCAGAAAAUCUAACCAACUAAGUGGGAGAAUUUUAGAAUUUUUAGAUUUUAACUUCAGGUGAGCUUUUCAGAAAAAAAAACCCCAUGGAGAUGGUAUCCAAUUUACCUAUAUCAUUGGCUCUUCCCUAAAUUUUAAGUGAUUAUAGAAAUGCUAUACUAAUUCAUAUAGUAAAACAAAGAAAAACAGUGAAAGUGUAACUGGAACAUAUUUCAUCUAUGUGAGGCCUAUAAUUAUGAAUCAUAAAGACCAGGACCUGCUUAUUCUUAAUGAUUCUGGGCAUUUGGUCUUUGUGCAAGAUAAUAUCACUCACAUUCCUUUUCUCUCCAUUUGGUCAGUGUUCUGUGUUUAGUCCUCACUGAGGUUUUGGGAAGAUUAUAAAACUUAAGAGCUUUAAAAUAAUUUUUAAUUUCCUUGUGUAACAUCCUACAGCAUUGCCCCUAGAUCAGGGAUUAAAUUGGGGUUCUGAUGGCAUGUUUUAUACAAAACCUGUAUCCAUAAUGGAUUACUUACUUCAGACAUGACUUCAUGUAUCAUCUGACCUGGAUUGGGUUGGGUUCAAGACGAAUAAUAUAUGAUGAGCACCAUCUUUAUUUUACUAUCUAUACAAGGGAUGGGAAUUGCUUCAAGUAGGGCACAUCAUUUGCGACAUUUGAAAAAACUUCUUGACAGUGACAACUGCUUGGCAAUGCAGUACUGUAGAUUGCCUCAAAUUGGAUUUCCUUUAGGGUGCCAAAUAUUAAUCAGAAUCUGGGCAGUCAUUAGUUAUGGAGUUGAACUAAGUCUCUUAAAUUUUUUCUUUAGGAGGAAAGACAGUGGAAGAAUGUGAAAAUUUUCUAUAUUUUUAAAGUGAAUCAUUAGGUAGUUAAUGGAAUUCUACAAAGUGGAAAAUGCCUGUUGUGCUUUUUUAAAGCAAAAGCUGUCCAAAGGCAUUGCUGUAGUUAUCCUAAUCAAUCACAGCAGGACAGAAAUUUGUGGAUUCAUUUGAAACAGAUUAUGUGGAAGGAUUCAUAAUAGUAUGAAUAGUAUAAAGAUAUCUUUAUAGCUAGCUGUAUUGGAAAUUACUGAUUGAGUCAGAUUUAAUUAGUAACAUUUCUGUGAGAAGUCAGAUAAAUACAGUUUAUGGACAGAUACAAAGAGUGGAAAGCAAUAAAGACACUUUUUUUAAAAGGUGGCAUCAGAUAAGGUCUUUGGUACAUUCCCUGCCUAUGUCAGUUUGUUGGCAUUUGCUUUUGGUGAUGUGUUCCUUGAGCAGUGGAAUGAAUGAUGGAGAUUUGGGAGCUCCAUUGCUCACAACAUCUGUAUUGUUGGGCUUGUCUGGACAAUUGCCAGAGAUGGAAUGCAGCACGUGAUAUCACAAAAUGAGAAGGAUGAAGGCCAGAAAAGCUUAUACCUUUGUUGGAAAAGGUGCUACUGGAGUCCUGACCCAAGUUAAGGAGCAAACUUAUGAGGUGCUGCCAUCCUAGCUAUAAACUCCAGGAAGUUCUUUUUAAUUGUGGUGAUCUGGUGGUUGUGGACUACUCAAAAAUAGGACUGGUAUUCUUCAUUCUCACAAUCAGGAAGCAGCAGGUUAACCAUUUUCUAAAGUGUAACCAGUUUGUUCUACUUGGUCAGUCAUUACUGUCAAUGGAGGGCAAAGAAAAGCUGAGAGUAGAGACUGCUGACACAAGCCUGUUUGGGAGGUUUAUAGGUCUGUCAGGUUUUGGUUCUGGAAGUGCAAUAGGGCAGAGAUCUUUUUACUCCCUGCAGGUUUAUGUUGGCCUGGAUUGUCGUCAUCAUUGGGAAUUAACUUGGUAGAAGAUAGGUUAGGGGACUUUGUGGCCCUGACUAUUUUGUGACCUAGUUUGGAGGUGACAUAUUGCCACCCAGUCAUUUGUGAGGGGUUGCUUGAAUAGGGGAGGGUUUGGAUACUUUGAUUUUAAAGAUUUUUGGUUAUUGUAAGUAAAAAUGAAUGUCCUAUCCCAGCUGAAUGGCUAGCCAAUAUGGCUGCUUGAUUCUCUGGUUGGACAUAGAAGUUACUUUUUGGCUGUUUAGGAAUGAAAGACCUAGUCAAAUGGAAUGGUGUAAGUUGUAUCCUAGUAGUAUUGCGUUAAAAGAAAUAUGGUCAUUACUUUUUUCAUUUCCCAAAAAACUUCCUAAGUAAAUAGAAUCUUCUACCUGCAUUUGCUUUGCUUGAGUCUCAGUGCAUUUGUGAGAAAUAAAAAUUCUUUUGUUUUUCUUAGCAUUCUUGAAAAUACUUAUAGUAAUAUUGGGAUUUCCAAUACUUAUGGCAUUUCCAAUACAACCUUAAAAAUAUUUUUAUUAUCUGUGGCAGUUAUCUAAAAUCUCCCAAAGUACUGGAAAGAAAUACAUGAAAACUAAAAAACAACAACCUGAAAAUAAAAGUUUAAUUAAGACCACACAAUAAAUACUAUUUGGUACUAGAAAAUCUGUGAGCUGUUAGGUCAUCUUUUAGGUAAAUUCCUGCAAGACAUUUCUCAACGUUAGCCAAACAAGUUCUGGGUCUUAUGAAGGGGUGUAAGAGGUGCUGCAUGAAUUGGGGAAAUUGUGUCUGAGUAUGGCACAGAUUGGGAAGGAUGUGCAGAGUGGCAGAAGUGCUGUGCUCUUUGGGAGGUGGUGGUAUGGAUUGAGAAGGGCAUGCAAGUGGUGUUGUAUGGGACAGGAAGUAUGAAUGGGAAUGUACAAAAAGGUUGGGGAGUUUGAGCCAGUGGGAGACUUAUCUGAAUAACUUGCAACCUUCCCUGCUGGCUUCCCCGUUGCUGACACUCCCUGCCAAUUUCCCACAGCAAAUACUUUGCUUCUGGGAAGUUGGCAGGGGUCAUAGGCAAUCCCAAUUGAAUUUACACUUCCUGCCAGCUUCCCCAAUCACUUUCCUUGUAGGAUGCUGACAGGGAGCGUUGGAAAUUAUGAUUAUGUGACUGCUGCUAAUAAUGGUAGCGCAAUGUCAAAGUCACACUGAAGUGAUCUCAACUUUGCCAAUUUCAGUCCCACGGGAGUCAUGGAUCCUGCAUUUUGGAUGCAUUCUUUAAGUUAGCUCUUUUGAGGUAUGUUGGUUCAAUAAUUGUUGCCUUAUGAUACAUCAUUUUACCCAAUUGAAAUAUACAAACUGCUGCAAGAAGGCUAUAUAAACAAGAGCAUAACAAAGCAGCAACAAUAGUACUUUGGAAGAUCCACAACAAAUAGCAUUUGCCUCCAAGCACAAACUGGUAGGAUCACAAAAUAGACAAAGUAAUAGAAAACAAAGCUAGAGUGCUUUGAGACAUUAAGUAUUCAAACAGACAGGCACCUGCCACAUAACAUCCCAAACUUAACAAUUGUCAGUAAGAAAGAUUAAAAAAAAAGUCUGGAUAGUGAACAUAGUAGUACCUGAAGAUAGGAUAAAAGAUAACAAAAAUGGAGAAAAUUACAAAAUACAAAGACCUAAAAAUAGAAUAACUGGCAAAAGAAAAAAAGAGUACCAAUACUGAUAAUAGCCUUGGGUGCAAUUCCAGAACAAUGGAGUAUCACUUGAACACCAUUAUCAUUGACAAAAUCACUAUGGUCAAAUUGCAAAAAGAGCAGCUUACUACUGCAACUGCAGGUCCUUGAGGACUUGAUGGGUGGAUAAAAUGCCAAAC